Molecule: messenger RNA, 645 nt
Organism: Protopolystoma xenopodis
Lineage: Eukaryota; Metazoa; Platyhelminthes; Monogenea; Polystomatidea; Polystomatidae
Source: the annotation of a GenBank genome assembly
AUGAGGUCCAGUUCUGAUGAUGGUUGCAAGCUCAGCCCAGGAGGAUGUCUCUUGGUCUGCAUCAAUCGGAAGGUUGAAUUCAAGCCAAACGGCUGCAUCGGUCAGGCUCAUCUGGCCUUUCUGCUGGCCGCGCUGGAGAUGCGCAACUCCGAGUUGCUGACCUACCGACGUGGUUUGAUCACCUCUCAACUCAUCGGCCUCAUCACCAGCAUCCUUGUCCUCUCAUUGCUCAUCCUCACGGCCGGACUGUUGAUUUGGUGCAGUCUGCACAAACAGAACAUUCGUGCUCAAGCCGAGCUGAGGCGUCGGCAAAAGUUGCUACUGGCGUCCCGGCCGGUCACUUCGGAUGCUGGGUCCCAGCCGACCAAUGGCGGCCCCGAUGGAGGCCAACACGACGGUGAUCGCUUGGACGACCGGUACGCCUGGCUUAGGCUGGACAAGACGAGAGAGUGCCAGGAAGAUGGGACUUGCGGCGAGAGAGCGAGUGAAAUGGACAGGAAUUGGUCGGAGCCAGGGAAAGCAAGCAAGAUUGUUGCAUUCAUGGAGCGUCUGUUCACGCGAGGUUGGAUAGUCCGGCUUCCAGACGAGCAGGAGCUUGAGGCCGGACAGGUGGAGCGAGAAAAAGUGGGUGAGGCGCAGGAGUGU